AUGGUUUGCGACGAUACCUACUCCAGGGAUCAUGUGGAAUUCGAACGAGAUGAUUCCUGCCCUUCAGUGAAGCCUGAACCCUCUGAAGACAAUCAUGAUCUAGAACUGACGUUGCACGCUCUCUUAACGCAGGCCAACGACCCGUCAGAUGCCUCUGAUCCUCUACACUGCGCCAUCGAGAAAGCUAUUUCGGAAAUGGAGCUACCAGAGAUGAUGGGUGAUACUCCCGGUGAUUGGGAUUCUUUGGGUGAUGGGGUGGGUAAUUUCCAGCAUAUUGACGAACCAACCAGCGGUCAAAUUAGCAGCACGGCCCAGCUCACCGUUGAUAGAAUUCUUGCUGAGCAUACACUUCACAGUAUGGAAAGUAAGGACGGUAACAAGAGAAAAUCUGAAGAGGAACUGGAAAUUCACGAAGAUUCAGACGUAAAACUAAAGAAACCAACGAUUGACGUGGCCCACGACCAAUUGCAGCACGAUAAGAUUGAUAGAAAUACCCCCGAAGCCCGAAUUGUUAAAGCGUCCGCUGCCUAUGAAACAUUGUCGCCCGCAAGUUUGUCUCCUACAUCGGACUCAGAGUCCCAAUACAAGCAUAAGAAGCAUCAGCCCUUCGCACUCAAAGUGCCCACCUCGAUGGCGGCGCCCAAACCAACUUUGACUCAAAAAGUCCAUAAGCCUGUGGAUGCUCCUUCCAAGUUCACCGAGGAGUAUACCAUGGCUCAGGUCGCCGAGGUCAAAAAGAGAAUCAUCAACACGCAUAAGCUUCUGCUCAAUUUCAAUUUCCUCAAGGACGGAUACGCACGUACCAGCGUCGAACUCAAGAGGACCCUGCUGAGAUUGAAACAGAGCGAAAUUCAUAGAGCUCAUUUGCUGCAAGAGAACGAGCAGCUCAAGAGACUAGUCAUCGAACAGAGUGAUAAACUGGACAUUCAGGAUGUUACGGGUUGA
Messenger RNA from Lachancea meyersii CBS 8951, 945 nucleotides. The record is from the annotation of a GenBank genome assembly. NCBI's taxonomy places the organism in Eukaryota, Fungi, Ascomycota, Saccharomycetes, Saccharomycetales, Saccharomycetaceae.